AUGGCAGGCACAGAGGCGCAAAAGACCCUCAGGCAGGAGCUCAAGGAGUGGGAGCGCGCGUUUGCGGACGCGAAUGGCGGCAGGAAGCCGACGCGGGAGGAGAUCAAGAGGGAUAAAGUGAUUGCUGCAAAAUACACCGAAUACUACAAGAUCCAGCCCUCCUCCAAAGCGCCAAAAUCAAAGUCCUCACAAUCCGCAGACCCCAAACCCCGCGACCCCAAACCCCACACCUCCAGAUUCACCACCACAACCCCCACCGCAAUCCCCUACGACCCCACCAACCCCUUCGCCUCAGGCCCCUCCCCCAGCAGCAGCAGUGUAAAGUCCACAACCACAAUCCCCUCCCGCCCCACAACCUCCACCUCCGUCUCCACAACCUCCAUCUUCCGCACGCCCUCAAAGCCCUCACAGCUCCACAGGGACCUCUACGACUCCCCGCUCUCAACCCGCGGCCGCCGCCUCUUCGGAAACCGCAUCCGCGACUCCGUCGGCCCCACGCCGCAAAAGACCGGAAAGGUCCUCGGCAUCUUCGAGUCCUUUGGCGCCGCCGUUGACGACGCCGACACCGACGCCGCCGCUGCCACCCCAUCACACAAGCGCGUACUGCGCCCCUCACCCAGAAAGACCACCACCACUACCGCCGCUGCCGUGGCUUCACCGGCGCUCUCGACGCCGCGCAAGCGCAAGGCGGGGGAGAUGGGGACCCCGAGGACGCCCGGGACGACGCAGAAGACACCCGGCACGCAGCGCGAUGUGUUUUCGACGCCGGCGUUCCUGCGGCGCUCGUUCAUUGGGUCGUUGGAAGAGAGCCCGGCGGUGGUGGAGCCGCGCAGGCGGCGGCCGCUGGUGAAGGGGCUGAGCGAGAUGGUGAAGGAGCUGCGGAGGUGGGAGGAUGAUGCGCAUCGUGAUGAUGAGGAGGCGAUGCGGGAGAUGGAGCGCGAGAUGGAGGGUGCAGAGGCGGAGGCGCUGCCGGUGAAGAAGAGGGUGCUGGAGGAGGUGGAGGUGCCGGUGGAGGUGGAGGUGGAGGAGAAUGAUCCGGAGACGGGGCUGCCGCCGUUGCCGGAGGGGGCGUGGAGGGAGGAGCGGCGCGUGGAGGAGGAGGAGAGCGGGGAGGAGAAGGAGGAUAAGGGGCGGAAGUGGAAGAAGAAGGGGCUGAAGAGGCAGCAUAGGCGUGUUAUCAUGCGCCCCACCGCCAAAACCACAACAACAACAACAGGCGAAACCGACGACGCCCCGCCGCCGCCCCCCAACCCAGAAGACGCAGAGCUGCCCGGCGCGGGCUAUUCAGACGAGGACCUGUCGGAUCUGGACAACCUGCCCGACGAGCCGGUGCGGAAGGCGGUUGCUGUGCCUGUACCUGUGGAGCGGAAGGGGAGGAAGAUCUCGGAGGCGGCGCAUGCGAAUUAUCGCAGGGUCAAUAUUCGGGGCAGUAAGGGCGCGAAGGCGGUGAAUGGGCGGGCGGGGAGGUUUAAGGGGAAGAGGCGGUAG
This is a messenger RNA of Morchella importuna, 1488 nucleotides long. RefSeq lists its product as uncharacterized. The record is from RefSeq and is a predicted model, not a curated record. The coding region runs from base 1 to 1488 and encodes 495 amino acids. NCBI's taxonomy places the organism in Eukaryota, Fungi, Ascomycota, Pezizomycetes, Pezizales, Morchellaceae. Gene Ontology annotation, molecular function: DNA replication origin binding; single-stranded DNA binding. Gene Ontology annotation, cellular component: DNA replication preinitiation complex. Gene Ontology annotation, biological process: DNA replication initiation; mitotic DNA replication preinitiation complex assembly; DNA replication. The transcript has 3 exons.